GCUAGUAUCUGCAUGAUCUCCCGCGCGCUCCGGGGGCUUCGCGCGCAGAUUUGGCAAGUACAUUCGGUGUGGCGGUUUCAGUAGCUAGCUACCGGUAGGACUUCCACAUAGGUGCCUUUUUGUUGUUACUAACCUAUUCUCCGAAUGUUACAGAUGUAUUAAUGAGUUUGGUCUUAUACGUCCAUUAACCUGCCUUUGCGAGGUUUUAAAAUGUUUUGUAGCAGCACAGAGGAGGUAGGUGACACCCCAGAAUGUGGACAAACAUGGGGGGUGUCCCCGAUGGACAUAAGCGGACUAAAUGAAACUACCUCGUACGCUCCCGCAUCAACUUCCUCCGGUUCAUCCCAUCAAAGUUUAGAUGAAGGCAGUACGAGCUUUAACCAUGGACCAUCGCUCCCCCGAGUGGCCUCAGGUCAGUUCCAUCACAGCCUCAGGUUAGGCAGGAACAAUUCAACACUCUUUGCAUCUACCUCGGAUAGCUCUUCCCACCGCAGCCGUGGAGGAACACCGAAACAAAGGAGGACCCCGGGGUCUGCUGUGGCUACUGGCACACACCCAGCACGGACACCAGUGACUGAUCACACUGCAACAAGUUGCUCCUCUGCGACCACAACCUCUGGUGCAUCUGUGAUUGUGGCAGUAGUUGAAGGGCGUGGUUUGGCCAGGGGAGAGAUUGGCAUGGCCAGUCUCAACUUGAAAUAUCCAGAGCUUAUACUCUCGCAGUUUGCAGACACUGGGACCUAUGCCAAGGUCAUAACCAAGAUUCACAUCUUGGUGCCACUGGAAAUACUGAUGCCAGACACAGCCAGUGAGAAGGGAAAAGGGACAAAGCUGUUCAACCUCAUCAAGGAAAACUUUCCGGGAGUAGCUUUCACUGCUAUCCAAAGAAAGUAUUUUAAUGAAAGGAAAGGACUGGAGUACAUUCAGCAGCUGUGUGCUCCAGAAUUUGCCACCGUCCUCAUGGAAGUACAAGCUAAGUAUUACUGCCUAGCAGCAGCAGCUGCUUUGCUGAAAUAUUUAGAGUUCAUCCAGAACUCCGUCUAUGCUGCCAAGUCUCUCAAAGUGAGCUUUAAAGGGAGUGAACAGACAGCAAUGAUUGACUCAGCAUCUGCCACUAAUUUGGAGUUGGUGGUCAAUAAUAGAGACCACAGGAGUGAGCAUACCCUUUUAGGAGUACUUAAUCACACCAAAACGCCUGGUGGUGCUAGAAGGUUGCGCUCCAAUAUUCUGGAGCCUCUGGUUGAUGUGGACACCAUCAACAUACGCUUGGACACCAUACGAGAGUUGCUGCAAGAUGAGGAGCUCUUUUUUGGCUUGAAGAAUGCCAUAGGUCAUUUCCUUGACAUUGACCAGCUGCUCUCUGUUCUUGUCCAGAUCCCAAAGCAGGAAACAGUUCAGGUGGCUGAAGCAAAAAUUACACACGUCAUUCAGCUGAAACACACAUUGGACCUGGUGCCACGGUUAAGGAUGGUGUUAAAGAACUGCAAGACAACUCUGCUCAAGGCAUACUACACCUCACUGGAAGACAACAGGUUUGACAUGAUCCUAGAGCAGAUCAAGACUGUAAUUAAUGAUGACACUACCUACCUGAAGGGGAGCCUGAACAUGCGCACCCAGAAGUGUUAUGCUGUCCGCCCAAAUAUCAACGAGUUCCUCGACAUUGCACGCAGAGCUUACACUGAGAUCGUAGACGACAUUGCAGGACUAGUGAACCAGAUGGGGGAGAGAUACGGUUUCCCAAUGCGUACCAGUUUCAGCACAGCUCGAGGUUUCUUCAUCCAGAUGAAGCUUGAAGGAGUGGUCUUGCCUGAAGGGAAACUCCCCUCUGAGUUUAUCAAGGUCACCAAGCACAAGAACAACUAUGGCUUCAUUGCUGACCUGAUGAAGAUGAAUGACCGCUGUGAUGAGGCCCUGAGGGAGAUCUUUCACAUGUCCUAUGUGGUGAUAUGUCAACUGCUCAGCACUAUCCACGAGCACAUUCACUGCCUUUACAAGCUCUCUGAUGCCGUAUCCAUGCUCGACAUGUUGCUGUCACUGGCCAAUGCUUGCACCAUCUCAGACUAUGUGCGCCCAGAGUUCACAGACACACUGGCCAUCAAGCAGGGUCGUCACCCCAUUCUGGAGAGAAUAGUUGGACAGCAGCCUAUAUCGAACAAUAGCUACAUCUCCGAGGGCAGCAACUUUGUCAUCAUCACUGGACCCAACAUGAGCGGCAAAUCCACCUACCUCAAACAGGUGGCGCUGUGUCAGAUCAUGGCUCAGAUAGGUUCUUUUGUCCCUGCUGAGUAUGCCUCUUUUCGUGUCGCUGAUCAGGUUUUCACCAGAAUUGGUGUGGAUGAUGAUUUUGAAACUAAUUCUUCCACCUUCAUGUUGGAAAUGAAGGAGAUCUCUUACAUAAUUCACAACGUAAGUGACAGGUCCCUGAUCAUCAUAGACGAGUUGGGACGCGGUACCAGUGCUGAGGAGGGCAUUGGCAUCUGUCACUCAGUUUGUGAGUUCCUCCUUAGCCACAAGGCGUUCACCCUGUUUGCCACACACUUUAUGGAGCUGUGCCAACUCGAGUCUCUUUAUCCCAAUGUGGAGAACCAGCACAUGGAGGUUCAGCACACACGCAGUGGUGACACUGGCACAGAGAGUGUGGUGUAUACAUACCUGCUGAAUCGAGGAUGCUCUGAAGAAAGACACUAUGGUCUGAGAGCAGCAGAAAUGACUGCACUUCCUUCAGACAUAAUCCAAGAGGCAAAGAUAAUUGCCUCCAAAGUUAGCCAGCAGCUUUUGGCCAAACAUCACAGUGAUCCGGAAACACAGAGGCAAAGAGCUGUGUACCACCUGGCCACCCGCCUCCUGCAGACUGCUAGGAACUCCAGACUGGACCCUGACAGCUUGCGUAUGUAUCUGAAGGGCCUGAAGAAGCAGUAUGAGGCAGAGCUGCAGUCAGCAGGGCAGCCAGCAUCCAUUGAUACAGAGGAGGAAUGACUGAUUCAGCCUGAGGCAGUGAUAAACUUACAAAAUGAAAGAUCAGUGUCAUUUGUGCAUAUUGUGUUUAGUUUGACCAUUUUGAUAUUAAAUUGAUUUCUUUGAA
This is a messenger RNA of Perca flavescens (yellow perch), 3082 nucleotides long. It is a transcript of the gene msh4, whose product is annotated as mutS homolog 4. Gene Ontology annotation, molecular function: mismatched DNA binding; ATP binding; ATP-dependent DNA damage sensor activity. Gene Ontology annotation, cellular component: nucleus. The record is from RefSeq and is a predicted model, not a curated record. Gene Ontology annotation, biological process: mismatch repair; reciprocal meiotic recombination. NCBI's taxonomy places the organism in Eukaryota, Metazoa, Chordata, Actinopteri, Perciformes, Percidae.